AUGGAGAACGCAUCGGAGCAAGGAGGAGGAGGAUCUCGGGAAUACCUAAUCUCGGAGACUCGACGAAGCACGAUCAACAACAAAUCACCGCCGGAGUUUCCUUCGUCGCGAUUCACGUUCAUGAGCCUCGUCCUCUGGUUCGACCAAUCGAAUCGAACCACGGCUCUGCUUUCGUGGUCAGUUUUCUUCCUCCUCGUCGUAAUCGUUCCGAUGAUCUCUCACUUUUUGCUCGUUUGCUCGGACUGCGAUUUCCAUCACCGACGUCCGUACGACGCCGUCGUGCAGCUUUCUCUUUCGAUUUUCGCCGGAAUCUCGUUCGUUAGUCUCUCGAUUUGGUCUAGAAAGUUUGGGAUGCGACGGUUUUUGUUUCUCGAUAAGCUUUGGGAUGCUAGCGACAAGGUUAGGAUCGGAUACGAAGCUGAAAUCCAGAGAUCACUGAAACGUCUAAUGAUCUUCGUACUCCCAUCACUAACACUGGAAGCAAUCUACAGAAUCUGGUGGUACAUCUCUGGCUCACACGAGAUUCCUUACAUUAUCAAUCCAGUUCUAAGCCAUGUCAUUGCUUGCACUCUCCAGCUCUCUUCUUGGCUUUACCGUAACUCUGUUUUCAUCAUUGUCUGCAUUCUCUACCAACUAACUUGUCAUCUUCAAACUCUCCGUCUCGACGAUUUCGCUCGUUGCUUCGCCUCUGAGAUCACCGACGUUGGCUCGGCCCUCACAGAGCAUCAGAAGAUUCGUCGUAAUUUGAGGAUUGUUAGUCAUCGUUUCAGAAGAUUCAUACUUUUGUCCUUGAUUCUUGUUACUGCUACUCAGUUCAUGGCUUUGCUUACUACUAUAAGAGCUAGUGUUGCAGUUAAUAUCUAUGAAGUUGGCGAACUCAUGUUAUGUUCGUUGAGUUUGGUUACGGGAGUAUUCAUAUGUUUGAGGAGUGCAACGAAGAUAACUCACAAAGCUCAGUCUGUAACAAGCCUUGCAGCUAAAUGGAACGUUUGCGCGACUGUAGACUCGUUUGAUAAUCUUGAUGGAGAAACUCCUACAGCUUCGAUGAUUGAGUCCCAAAUUUCACCAUGUGGCAAUAAUGCCUUUGAUACAUCUGAUGAUGAAGAAGGAGAAGGAGACGAUGAUCUUGAUAAUACCAAGAUACACCCGAUCUACGCCAAUACAAUUUCCUACCAAAAACGUCAAGCUUUAGUGACUUAUCUAGAGAACAACAAAGCUGGGAUCACUGUGUAUGGAUUCCUUGUGGAUAGAUCAUGGUUGCAUACGAUUUUCGGCAUUGAACUCGCUCUUAUUCUAUGGUUGCUUAAUAAAACAAUCGGUAUAUUGGCUUAA
Molecule: messenger RNA, 1332 nt
Organism: Arabis nemorensis
Lineage: Eukaryota; Viridiplantae; Streptophyta; Magnoliopsida; Brassicales; Brassicaceae
Source: the annotation of a GenBank genome assembly